AUGGUUGAUUCCGGGUUGCAACCGGAUGAUGCGGUUUUCACGCGUCUGAUCAUGGAUUUUGGGAUUCAGAAGAAGCUUGAUACGGUUUAUGAACUACUCAAGGAGAUGCAAGAAAAGGGACAUCCUCCGAUGGGAAAACGUACAAACGGUGAUCACGCCACAAGAAUCUACAACAAGAUGAGCCACAAGAAUCUACAAGAAGAUGAGCCAGAACGGGGUCGAGCCAUCAAUGCACACGUUCAACAUGAUAAUGAAAUCUUACUUAAAGGGAUUUGCCGCCGUGUACAUCAACACAACAUGUACUAA
Molecule: messenger RNA, 306 nt
Organism: Arabis nemorensis
Lineage: Eukaryota; Viridiplantae; Streptophyta; Magnoliopsida; Brassicales; Brassicaceae
Source: the annotation of a GenBank genome assembly